Molecule: messenger RNA, 1471 nt
Organism: Phragmites australis (common reed)
Lineage: Eukaryota; Viridiplantae; Streptophyta; Magnoliopsida; Poales; Poaceae
Product: glucan endo-1,3-beta-glucosidase GV-like
Exons: 2
Coding region: 328-1269 (313 amino acids)
Biological process (GO): carbohydrate metabolic process
Cellular component (GO): plasma membrane
Molecular function (GO): hydrolase activity, hydrolyzing O-glycosyl compounds
Source: RefSeq, a predicted model, not a curated record
UCUCACCAAACAUACGAGACAUUGCACUUGUGCAUGCAAUAAUCUUAGAAGUCCAACAGGUUAAACAAAUGUUGUAGUUAAUACUCCAUUGACGUACAGCACCUAACCAACCGAAGUGCAACUUGGUUAGGAAGACAAACUGCCAGGCCCAAUUGACACUACUUCGAAGGCAACUAGUCGCCCAUGAUAGAAGAAGUUAUAAGCAGUUAGCAGUAUAUAUCCUUGGCUACAGAUCGCAAGCAAGGCUCGAAGCGUAUACAAAGGCAUCUGUAGAGAUAGCUAGAGGCUUGAGCAGGGCAGAAACGGAGCUGUGACAUCUUUGAGCAAAUGGGAGGCGUGCACGGUGUGUGCUAUGGCGUGCUCGGGGACAACCUGCCCUCGCGGCCGGAAGUGGUGCAGCUCUACAAGUCCCGCAACAUCCACGCCAUGCGCAUCUACUACCCGGACCAGGAGGCCCUCGCCGCCCUCCGCGGCAGCGCCAUCGGUCUCAUCCUCGACGUGGGCGGCGUCGACGCGGUUCGCGACCUCGCCAACACCCCCGCCGCCGCCGCCGCCUGGGUCCAGGCCAACGUUCAGGCCUACUACCCGCACGUCCUCAUCCGGUACAUCGCCGUCGGCAACGAGGUGCCCGCGGGCGACGCGGGGCUCAUCCUCCCGGCCAUGCGGAACCUCAACGGCGCCCUGGCCGCGGCCGGCUUCGGCAGCAUCAAAGUAUCCACGUCGGUGAGGUUCGACGUCAUCACCAACUCCUACCCGCCCUCCAACGGCGUGUUCGCGCAGUCCUACAUGACGGACAUCGCGCGGUACCUGGCGAGCAUCGGCGCGCCGCUGCUGGCCAACGUGUACCCCUACUUCGCCUACAGAGACAACCCGCGCGACAUCAAGCUCAACUACGCGACCUUCCAGCCGGGCACGACCGUGAGGGACGACGGCAACGGGCUGACCUACACGAACCUCUUCGACGCGAUGGUGGACGCCAUCUACGCCGCGCUGGAGAAGGCCGGGGCGCCGAACGUCAGGAUCGUCGUGUCGGAGAGCGGGUGGCCGUCGGCCGGCGGGUUCGCGGCGAGCGUGGACAACGCACGGACGUACAACCAGGGCCUGAUCGACCACGUCCGGCAAGGCACGCCCAAGAGGCCCGGGGUGCUGGAGACGUACGUGUUUGCCAUGUUCAACGAGAACCAGAAGACAGGGGAUCCAACGGAGAGAAACUUUGGGCUCUUUUACCCGGACAAGUCGCCUGUCUACCCGAUCACCUUCCCUAAUUAACAUGUUGAUUAACACUUGAAGCGGCAGAUGUAUGCUUGGAUGGUGAAUGUAUAAUCCUGCUGGAAUAAUGGUCACUGUACGUGCUAUGUUCUAUAUAUGCCACGUCAGUAAAUAAUUUAUUGUUGUAACAAAAUAAUGCAAUGAUGUAUAUGAAAGGGGUGUGGGACCGUGGCUUAUACGUUGUAUGAAAGGGUUCUUUGCG